Messenger RNA from Cebus imitator (Panamanian white-faced capuchin), 7775 nucleotides. RefSeq names its product Mdm1 nuclear protein (gene SAXO6). The transcript has 16 exons. Gene Ontology annotation, biological process: negative regulation of centriole replication. Gene Ontology annotation, molecular function: microtubule binding. The record is from RefSeq and is a predicted model, not a curated record. Bases 4887 to 7079 code for a protein of 730 amino acids. NCBI's taxonomy places the organism in Eukaryota, Metazoa, Chordata, Mammalia, Primates, Cebidae.
CAGCUUGACGUCUCCUUCUACCCAGUUCUGCCCCCUUGCCCUCCCCUCCAUAGGUGUUGAUCUCAGGGGCCCUCACUAAUAAACAUUCGGCACGUUAAACUUCAUCUCUGGGUCUGCUUUCCAGAGAAUCCAGUCUGCAACAGACUGUUCUUCAUAACUUCAAUAUUUGUUAAUAUCUCUAUUUUACAGUUAUCUCCUCUGCCAUUUUCUUUGACCUCACUGCUUUAUAUCUGUUUUAUUCAUUUACUCUCAUUUCAUGAAGUUUUAAGAGGAAAUUGAGAUGAAUGCAUGUGUCUGCCCUGGCAUUCAGUUACUGUCAUUUUAUGGAGUUUUAAGAGGGAAUCAAGAUGCAUGCGUGUGUCUGAACUGGCAUUGCAUUGGUCACAGUUAAAUUGCAGAUAAUAUAAUUUAUUCUAGCUAUUCAAAACAGAAAGGGUAUUUUCAGGGUAUUCAGUAAUGAGGAAGACUAUUGCAAUACUAGUCUAUGGAUUCUUCAUUCUUCCUUUACAAUGUAUCUCUGCCACUCCUUCCCUGAAGGGGUUGAGUCUAUUUCCCUAGAGCUUGAAUCUGGGCUGGCCUUUUUACUUGCUUUGGCUAACAGAAUGUGCUAGAGGUGAUGGUAUGCUGUUUCUAAGCCAAGUUCUCAAGGGGCCUCACAUACUUUGGAAUCCUGUGUACUUUGGAUCCCUUUUGGAAUCUUUCCUUUGCCAUGAGAACAAUCCAGGCUAGCCUGCUAGAAGGUGAGAGGCUACAUGGAACGAUGGUGAGUUGUCCUAGCUGAAGGCAUCUGAGAUCAGCCAGCUUCUAGCUAACCCAUCAGCUGGCCACAAAUUCAUGAGCAGGCUUAGUCGGAUUAGCCAAACACAACCUACAUCAACAGAACUGGUCAACUGACCCAGACAUUCAAAAGCAAUAACAAAUGGUUAUUAUUUUAAGCUGCCACAUUUGGGAGUGUUUGUUAUACAGCAUUACUGUGGCAACAGACAAUUGAUACAAGUGGCUUAAAGAAUCAUUAGGAGAGCUGAAGAAGUAGACUCCAGGGCCACAUCACAGAACAGACUCACUAAAGGAGCCUACAGUCCAGAAGUCAGGGAACCAAAAAGCUGCCUGCUAAGUUGAGAAGCCUUUGCUACAAGCUCUGACUUCACCUCUGCUAUGAUCAGGAAGCUGCUGAUAGAGCUGCCAACUUUAGAACCAUGCUGCUGUUGCUGCAACUGUCAUGAUUUACACCACUGUAAUAGAUGCCUGUGCUCUGCUUUUUUCCCAUCUAACUCAGUUUAUGCAAGUGCUUCUGAUCAGCAGAAUGUAAAUUAUACCCGCACUUCAGCUGCAAAGGAGUCUAAGGUCAAAGGGAUUUUUAGUUUUCUAGCUUCUGCAGUAGGAGAAGGAGGUUGGAAUGAUUUUGGAAUGAGUCAGUCUCAGCAUCACCACAGCAUGGUUAACUAAAAUAUAUAUGAUUCCUGAAACUUCUUCCAUAGAUAGUACUCAAUGAUACUAAAACAAUAUAUAGAUAUAUAUGCAGUGUUUUACAUUUGGGCAUAUCAUUACGUUGUCAACCAUCAUUCAUUCAAUUAACAGAAGUUGAGAGGCUAAAGGAUGAACUGAACAACAUGGUACUAAGAUUUUAUGAACUAAUUGCUCCAGCAAAAUACAUGUAAAAAUCUUUUAAGGGAAUCAACAAUUAUAAGCCACAAAGGAGAGGAAACUGACUUUCUAUUCUGAAAAAUUUUUGAUUCCUUAUUGAUACUUCAGAUACCAUAAUUAGUAGAAAAAUAGGCGAUUUCAGAAAGAAUAAUGGUAGCCAUCUGGGCUUAAGCUGCAGUUAUUAAGGUGCAUAUACAUGCAUUCUGUGAUAAAACAAAUAUUUAAAAAUUUAUUUUGGCAUAAAGGUAGGGAUUUACAAGAUUCUUUGAAAGGCUGAUCUGACCUCAAGACACAGAAUCUGAUUUUAUGAGAUGAGCGAAUUAAUGCUUUCAAAUCAGCAGUUAGCAAUUCUAGAAAUUAUCUGGGUCCCUGUGAGGUCUUUCCAAAGAGAUGGUGAGUUAGGACAAUAAAUAAUCAGUGAAGAAAAGGAAAGGCAAUUGUUAGAAAACAGAAUCAUACAGUGAAGGUAUUAAAAUGAAAGAAAUUUUGUGCCCCAAGUUUAUUCCCUGGGCCUUGUUCAGCUGCAGCACAACAUUAUUACGAUAUGUGAGACUUGCCAGUGGUUUAUGCCUUACUGAGAACUGCUUUACUCAGCAUGGCCUUGUAUGGUGAGGAAUCCUCUAGGCUCACCAAAAAGAAAAAAAGUCCUGUUGUCAAGAGAACCUGGAGUCCCUCCAAAAGGUGCCCCACUGAUUGAAAAGCCAGACACUCCCUUGUCAACAAAGGCAUCUCCCGGCUAAAGUCUGCAGGGCAAAUUGCACUUGGCUCAUUGGUAAGUCUUAAUCAUAGACCCUAUUUAUUCGAUUCUUACUGACAUUAAUGUGAAGUAUCAGCAAUUUUGCUUCUCAGACAGAAACCAUGGAUUUAAUUUUGUCAUUUUUCUUAGUUGUGCAAUCAGAAAUUCAUUCAUAGGAGGAAAAAUCAGUUAAUACCUAUGGAAAAAUGCAAAAGAAAGCGGUUGUCAGACUGAUUGCUUUUUGGCAAAGGCUGAGCUCAAGAUUUACCAAUGAAAGCCCAAUUAAGUGUGACCUGAGAGAAUGCUACAGAGCUAAAGAGCAUUACUAAGCCCCAAAACUGGAAUUUCAGUUACCUUGUAAGGUAUUUCAGAGAAAAUUACAUAUAUGUAAAUACAAGGCUGUGUAUCACUAUAUUGAUAAAACAGUAGUUUCUAAACAGCAUUACUCUGAUUUCUGAAGCAACAAGGAAAAAAAAAAAAGACAACAGAAAGCAAGUAAUUUACCUUUCUGAGAACUGAUCUUGAGCACAUGUGAGUUGAAUCUUCUUAAGGAACGUCUGGCUUGGAUUCAGCUACCCAGGGCAGAACAAAAAAAGGAAAAGGCCUCUAGAUCAGGUGUUUCCCAGGAUGGAAUUUAAAAUCAGCUCCUUUAUCCUGCCUGCUCUUUAAUCGCCCAUCAUGGAUCAAACUUUCUGGCUCCAGAUUUAAAAGCAAUAUCUUUAGAAUACCAAGGUGCUCACACUUAGCCCCUUUCUCACUUUCUCCUUUCUAUUUCCUAUGCUCUUUGUGUACGUAUAGGUCCCCUAUUAGAAGAUUAUAAUCAUAUUCGAAGGCAGGGGCUAUGUCUUAUUCAUCUUUGUACCUCCCUUCUUCAACCUUCGUCUGAUGUGUUUGCUCAUAUACACUUUUCUUUUGUUAAAUAAAAAUAAAUAUAGCUAGAGGUAAAUACAAAUUCUUCAAUGUUUCAACUGCUACUGAGAAAAUGAUAGAUUAUUAAUUUGUGAAGUGGUUGACUUCCUUUUUUUAAUAGAAUGAGUAGUAGAUGAGGAUAUCUACAUUUCAAGUGCAAACAAAAUUUGUUUCAAAGGAUUUUGAUAUGUUUUUGUCUCUAAAAGGAGCAACAGCCUUAUUGUGAUAACUAUGUCAAGAUAAAUCUAGAAACGGCCAAUGGAGUUAUUUUAUUUAAGGAGAAUAGCCCCAAUGGUAACUAUCCAUACCUUAACGUUUCCUUAUCUUCUCAGUAAACUGAAUAAAAUGCUCUUUUCUUUAUAGCUGCCGCUAAUGGAGCUGGACUCAUGAGUGAGGAAGUGCCUGUGAAUGACAUCAGUAUACAACAUCAUACAACAGAUAUCAGGUGGCUUCUUCAAAUGAAUUUUUAAGUAUCUCAGUGAUGAUGAAGAACAGAGACAUCAAUCAGGAUUCAGGAAGACAGCUUUUGCGGAAAAUGCUUACCGGGAAGCAGCAAGGGUUGGUGUUGAUAUUUGAAAGUUUAAGAGAGGUAUACUUUUAUUCAGUCAACACAUGACAAAUGUAAAGGCAGUCAUUUGUUGUUCCUGGGAGAAGACUGGCAGCAUUCCAUUCAGACAUCUGCCCUUUCAUCAUCCCACUUUUUAUUUAUUGCAGUCCUUUCAGUCUGAAUAUUUCCUCCUGAGGCAUUUUCUGCCCUCAGAAAUGACUCCCUGAUCCCAGUUCCUGCAGCCCUUAUCAUUGACACCUUUCAUUACACCAUUAUUGAAUAAAUAUAUGUACUUCCUUCCCAAGUAUAUUAGAGAGCUAUCUGGACAGUUUAUUUCUUUCCCAAUUCUCAGAAUCAGCAGUGUUCUGUCAAGAAAUAUUUAUCGAUGAUGAUGGCAACAGUCUAUUAAAAUCAGACGAAGUUUUGUUUUUAAAAAAAGGGUGAGAGGAGAGACAAGGCUAAAGGGUUGAAAUUGAGUCUCACAAGCAUCUUUAAUAAACGUUUCCUCAUCUAAGCGCUGUAUGUGUAACAUUUUGGGGAGGGUAGAGAUUGAGGGAGGAAGAACAUCACUGGAGGAAGAGACAGCACUUUGUCUUUCGCGUUUCAAUAAAGUUUCAAAAAUCCUGCCUAAGCUAUAUUUAUUUUUGGCCUUUCCCUUUUGAUGUGACAAUAAACUGUAAUGCGGCUGUCGGCUGUAUGAACCGAUAUUCAGCAGAAUACAUCUGAGCACUUUCCUGUCAGAAAAACAAGCGUUCGGUUCUGUCACAGAUUUUAGAAUUAAGAACACUCUUUCACGUUUGAUGCUGUCAAGUACCUGGGCCGGCGAGGCUGGCGGCUGGCGAAUUCCACCAGCAGGCAGACGCAUUGCUGCGCGGGAGCCCGCGAACCAGGCGCCAGUCCACCCAACCCAGGGCGGCACUACUGGGGUCCCGCCCAGCCCGGUUCCGGGAGCCUUAUUGGGAGUCCUUCCGCCCGCCAUCUCUAUCAGCCCCCAGGAUUUGGCACGGGUGGUGGGCGGCUCCCUUUCGAGCACUCAUUGGUCAAAUCCUAAUGGCGGGGCUGAGUGAAUACCAGAGGAAUUUCCUGUGGAAAAAGUCUUAUUUGUCAGAAUCUUGUAAUUCCUCUGUGGGGCGAAAGUACCCGUGGGCUGGACUUAGAUCGGAUCAAUUAGGGAUCGUGAAAGAGCCAAGUUUUAUUUCAAAAAGAAGAGUCCCUUACCAUGACCCACAGAUAUCAAAAUCUCUUGAGUGGAAUGGAGCUAACUCAGAGAGCAAUGUGGUUGUAUCACCAGAACCAGAAGCCCCGGAAACACCAAAAUCACAAGAAGCAGAACAAAAGGAUGUUACUCAAGACAGAGUUCACUCACUAGAAGCUUCCAGGGUUCCCAAAAGAACCAGAUCUCACUCUGCAGACUCCAGAGCUGAAGGCGCUUCUGAUGUUGUGGAAAAUAAUGAGGGUGUAGCAAAUCAUAAACCAGUUAGUGAAAAUGUGGAACUGGAACAGUCUAUCAAGGUUCUUUCGGAAAAUGUAGAUAAUGGGUUGGAUAGACUUCUACGUAAGAAAGCUGGAUUGACUGUUGUUCCUUCUAAUAAUGCCUUGAGAAAUUCUGAAUAUCAAAGGCAAUUUGUUUGGAAGACUUCUAAAGAAACUGCUCCAGCUUUUGCAGCCAAUCAGGUUUUCCACAAUAAAAGCCAGUUUGUUCAGCCAUUCAAAAGUAACUCAAUCGUCCUUGAAACUGAAUACAAAAGAAAUUUCAAGGGUUUAUCUCCAGUGAAAGAACCAAAAUUAAGAAGUGAUUUGAGUGAAAACAGAAAUCUUGAAACAGUAUCUCCUGAAAAGAAGUUAUUUCCAUUUCAGUGUAAUAAAAUAGACGAUCCUUUAAAAUUGGAAGCAGAGAUGGAAUUGAAAGCCUUACACCAGCCUAAAAAGAAGCUUACUCCUUGGAAACAUCAAAGGCUCGGGAAGGUGAAUUCUGAAUAUAGAGCAAAAUUUCUCAGCCCAGCUCAGUAUUUAUAUAAAGCUGGGGCUUGGACACGUGUGAAGGGAAGCAUGCCAAAUCAGGGUUCUGUAAAUGCCAUGUGGUAUGCCGAGGUUAAAGAACUCCGAGAAAAGGCUGAGUUUUAUAGGAAGCGAGUUCAGGGGACACAUUUUUCUCGGGACCAUCUGAAUCAGAUUCUGUCUGAUAGCAACUGCUGUUGGGAUGUCUCCUCAACCACAAGCUCAGAAGGAACUGUUAGUAGCAACAUCAGAGCAUUAGAUCUUGCUGGAGACCCUAGAAGCCAUAAGACUUUGCAGAAAUGUCCUUCUACAGAACCAGAAGAAAAAAGAGAUAUCAUGGAAGAACAGCCCCAGAAAAAUACCAUGGAGAAAUUGGGCGUGUCAGCUCCCACCGUACCUGUUAGGAGGCGGCUGGCAUGGGAUGCAGAGAACACCACUGAAGACGGACAGAAACAGCCCAAGGAGAAAGAGGAGGAGAAGGAGGAGGAGGAGGAGGAGGAGGAAGAGGACAGGAAAAUGGGCAAGCAGGCUUAUAUAGGAGAGCAAGAGCAGUUGGAUGUACAUGAGAAAUCUAAGGCAGACAAGAUGAAAAAAGGGUCAGAUUCUUCUUCUGUAUCCUCAGAAAAAGGAGGCCGGCUUCCUACUCCCAAGCUGAGAGAACUUGGUGGAAUCCAGAGGACUCAUCAUGAUCUCACUACUCCAGCUGUUGGUGGUGCUGUUUUAGUGUCUCCAUCUAAGAUGAAGCCUCCAGCCACAGAGCAGAGGAAAAGAAUGACCUCUCAGGAUUGUUUAGAAACUUCAGAGAAUGAAUUUACUAAGAAAGAAAAUCGUGCAAUAUCCCUAUUGACUUCUCCAGCUGCUGGUAUAAAAACAGUUGAUCCUCUGCCUUUGCGGGAAGAUUCUGAAGACAGUAUCCCCAAAUUUACUGAGGCAACUGUUCCAGCUUCAAAAAUUCCAGAACACCCAACAAAUACCCCUGGACAGUCGCCUUCUCCACUGCAUGUUCCAUCCUACUGGCAUCCCUCUCGUCGAAUUCAGGGCUCUCUUAGAGACCCAGAGUUUCAGCACAAUGUGGGAAAAGCAAGGAUGAACAAUUUGCAGUUACCUCAGCAUGAAGCCUUUAAUGAUGAAGAUGAGGACAGAUUGUCUGAGAUUUCUGCUCGCUCUGCAGCUUCUAGUCUCCGGGCGUUGCAAACUCUGGCUCGAGCUAAGAAACGGAAGGAGAAUUUCUGGGGUAAAACAUAAACCUAGUUGAGUUGCCUUUAAGGAACCACUGGCAUAAUUUUUCUUUAUUGCUUAUUGUGUUAAAACUUUUUGAGUGUUUGAAUCUUUUCUUAACAUUUCCUACUUUGAAAUAUUUACUUUCCAAUAGAACAGUUUACUUGGAGAUUUUUAACAUAGGCUUAUAAAAAUUUAAUUUUUAAAGAAUUCCUUUUACAUCUAUCUGUCCCAGAGUACAAACCAGAUUAUUGAGUUUUUCGCAUGUUGUAACUUUUAUAAUAGGUGUCAUGGAUAGAAUUUCACCUAUCCAGAGAAUAUUUCUAAAAAGAUAAACACAGUGAAGUAGAAGUUAAGAUCCCAGUGUGAAGUAUAUUUUCACCUAUGGUUGGAUAUAUAUUUAUAUAUGUAUCUUUAUAAUUGAUGAUGUCAUAAAAUGAAUUUGUUGUUUCUUUAACCUUUGCUGUAGUGUUUCUUUUUAUUUUAGUUCCUUCUAUAUGUGUUUGCAGUGUUAAUGGUACUUUGAAAAUACCAACUGUGUAUAUUUUUCUUAUUUAUGUAACAAAGUUUGCUGAAAGAUGUGUAUAUUUUUGACCUUUGAGUGUAUUCUAUUUGUAUAAGGACUUUGGCUUACAUUCGAAUAAUGUCUAGAUUUUGAAAAAUUACUUGUAUAAUAGAGAAUUAAAAUUUUGUAGACAUUUUGAAAUAAAAAUUGAUCAAGUG